GCCCUUUCCGUUCAGAUCUGUUCAUUGUCAUCCAGACACCUGCAGACCCGACAAAAGCUUUUAUGCGCACCAAGUUGUUGAUUUAUUAUCCGCUCAGUACAAGUAGCGCAGGCCUCUAUUUAUUCAUUUCCGCCUCGCCUAAAAUUGGGUCCAGACGUGCUGCUUUGGAGCUAGUAAGCGCCAAGAUGGCAAGAAACAUCGAUCUUGCAUGAAAUUAAAGCAAGGAAAAUGGUAUCCUUAUUGAUUUCAUAGAAACGGUGUACGUACAAAAUUAUGAACUUGCAAUUUUUCUCUGACAUCUGAAAUGGAUGCCAAAACGGGAUCAAAACUACAUGAGUUGCUGGUGUUUGUUUUUAUUUCUGCUCUAAUUGGGGAGCUUCCAGCCAUUUCGCAAUCACAAGAUCCUUAUGAUUUGGUCUUUGUGGCCAACCUGGAGCCUCCAGGACUUUUCAAGGCUCCCACGGAAACCUUCAACUUCACACUCAUUCCAGGGUUGAAUGGUAGCCAUAGCAACAUAAGCCGACCCGUUGCCAUUGACUAUGACCCUGAAGAAGGAAUGGUGUACUGGACUGACGUUGUGCUUCACAGCCUCAGUCGGGCCUUUUUGAACGGAAGUGGAUUUGAAAUUCUUGUCUCGGAUCUACAUAGGCCUGAUGGGAUGGCUCUUGACAUUGUGAAUCGUCUGAUGUACUGGACCGAUACAGGCAGUGAUCUGAUAGAGCGAGCUACCAUGGAUGGUCAGGGUCGAUCCGUUGUUCAUAACUUUACAAAAACGACAGGGGCAGUGGAACCCAGAGCGAUUGUAAUAGACCCUAGAAACAAUCAUUUGUACUGGACGGAUUGGGGCAGCUACCCAAGGAUUGAGCGAUCUGACACAGAUGGAUCAGGUCGUCGUGUUCUGAUUGACACCGAUCUUCGGUGGCCAAAUGGCUUAGCUUUGGACUUGGAAGGCGAAAAAAUGUACUGGUGCGAUGCCGGCAUAGAUCGCAUUGAAUACUCCGAUCUUUUGGGCCAGGGCCGGACUGUUCUUGCUUCCAUAAGUGGUUUUCACCCAUUUGAUCUUUUCUUCUAUAACGAUGACAUCUACUGGACUGAUUGGACGAGAAACUCUGUUGUUCGUGUCGAUGCUGAUGGAAGUCGCGAAGCUUACGGCUCUGCAAGUUUUGGUCGUGCAGGAGGUAUCCACGUAUUUAAAGAAGACAUUCCCCCCAAUUUCACCACGGGUUGCCCCAGCAACAUAACGCGUCUCGCAGAUGACAAUCAGGCGUCUGUCCCUGUGUCAUGGCCUGAGGUGACUGCGUCAGAUUGGACUUUGCCCUUACGGUGGAUCCAGAGCCAUCGACCUGGUGACGCGUUUUCAGUUGGUAAUGUUACCAUGGUAUCUUACACGGUGAUGGAUCGAGCGGGAAACUCAGCAUAUUGUAACUUCACUGUGACUGUCACGGGACUCGGACUGGACUGUCCAUCCAAUGUCACAGCUAUCGCUGGUCCUGGUGAUUCCACUGUCACUGUAUCGUGGGUGCAACCAAAGGUCGUCUUCAAUGGUCCCCCACAACCAGUGAUAUUCUACAUUGGCACCCCACCCACACAGAGCACUGGUGAAAAUGAUGCACAGGUUCUUGUGUACUCGGAUCACCAGCCAGGGGAAGCGUUUGGUAUUGGUGUCACUGAUGUCACAUAUCGUACCAAGGGACUUGAGACACAGUGCCAAUUUAGUGUCAGUGUCACUGUCACCGAUACUGAACCUCCCAAGAUCAAUGGUUGUCCUGGUGAUACCAUCGUCCCUGUCAAGCCGCCGUCCAAUCAGACAUCUUACAGCUGGACUCCUCCUGUGAUCUCUGACAACUCUGGUUCAGCAAGUAUCACUUUCAGCUGCCAAGCAGCUGUCUGCAAUCAAACUGGGCAAAAUGGUAUCUUUGCAGUUGGUGUUACUGAAGUGACUUACAGUGCUGUUGACGCCUUAGGCAACCGGAACAUGUGCCGUUUCACCAUCACAGUUACAGGAGUGGGUCUAGUCUGUCCUGCAAAUUUGGUAGUCGAUGCUGAACCGGGUUUCACCAGCAUCAGUGUGAGCUGGUCAGAACCGGAAGUAACCGGAUGGAACGGGCCCACCAACCUCACCUCCAACUUCAAUCCUAGUGAUGUCUUCCUGAUUGGCAACCAUAACAUCAGCUAUCGCCAGACCUUUGCAGCAUACGGUGUGGUUGUAGAAUGCUCCUUUUCACUUCAAGUUGUUGGUUUCUGUGCCAGAAGCACUACAAAUGAUCCGCUCCUGGGAAGGUUGGAGUGGCCUGAGACCAAAGCAGGGUUGACUGCGUUGUCUGUUGAUAGAUGCACACUUGACACUACAAAUGCUGGAGAUCCAUUAUCUGUUCGGAACUGUUCCAUCGUUGCGCCUCCCCGGUAUUUCUCGUGGGGGGCUCGAGAACCUCGUAGCUGUGGUACAAGAAGGAAUGAUGUCACUUUUGAAGAUGUCGAGAAGGUUUUCUGUGCUUUUGAAAUUUAAGCAAAGCGUGCAUUAAUUUGCAUUACAGUGGCCAUUAUUAGGCAGUUUGUCUAGUCCCUGCAUUUGUUAUAUUUCAGUUAAUUGUGUUGUUUGUGUGACCCUGGGAAGAAAACGUUUAUUUUUUUCCAUUUGGUAGGUGAAUGUCAGUGUAGGAAAUGCAGUCGAGGUGGCUGGGUUUCUGGUCAAUGAGACAUCAAGAUCAUCUGGUGCAGAAAAUGUUGCAGCAGUUU
This is a messenger RNA of Acanthaster planci (crown-of-thorns starfish), 2736 nucleotides long. RefSeq lists its product as uncharacterized. Gene Ontology annotation, biological process: cell surface receptor signaling pathway; G protein-coupled receptor signaling pathway. Gene Ontology annotation, molecular function: G protein-coupled receptor activity. Gene Ontology annotation, cellular component: membrane. NCBI's taxonomy places the organism in Eukaryota, Metazoa, Echinodermata, Asteroidea, Valvatida, Acanthasteridae. The record is from RefSeq and is a predicted model, not a curated record.